AUGGAACAAUAUGAUGGUGAUGAGAUGGAAAAUGUCAUACCUCCAGAACAGCUUGAAAUUUGGGAUAUGCACCAUGUUUUGGUUACCUAUGAUGAAGUUUACUUUUAUGCUAAUGAUGACAAUUUAUCCUUUUGGGUAGAAGAUAAAGAGUCUAUUAUCAAGAAAAAAGGCCAAGGGUUAGCAAUUAUAGUUAGUGACUUCUUGUGUAAAAGUGAAAAUAUGGUUAAACAGCUUCAUGAAAAGGCAAUUUCGAUUUUUAAUGCUCUCUACUCAGGAUGUGUAUUCUGCUUUGAUCAGAGUACUAACCAUAAUGCAUACGCACUUGAUGCGCUUGUGUGUUCCAGAAUGACUAUGCAUCCAAAAGUUGAAGAUAAAUUUAAGUUUAAAGAUGGGUGGUUCAUUCGUAAUUAUGAAAAAAUCACACAAUCUGUUUUUUUAGAUGAAGAUGAUAGUAUCGUAAAGUUUAAAGAGAUUAAAAAGAUUCUGGAAGAACGGAAGAUGUGGACCGGUCAGAGAUUGGAUUGUAAAAGAAAGGAGGAUAACGAAAAGG
Messenger RNA from Racocetra persica, 550 nucleotides. The record is from the annotation of a GenBank genome assembly. NCBI's taxonomy places the organism in Eukaryota, Fungi, Glomeromycota, Glomeromycetes, Diversisporales, Gigasporaceae.